GUCGCGCGCGGUGGCAUCGCCGUAGUUAUCUCAUCUCUCACGGGCGGUUUAGUAAGGCUCCACAUCGCCUCCCCUCUAAUUUAUUCUAGCCUUGUUCCUCAGAGUCCAAGCAACCCCCUCUCUCUCUCUCUCCGAUCGCUCUCGGCCAAUUCGUUUCCUUCGGGCGAUUAUUGCUCUGGAGAUCCGGGCUGGUGUACGCGUUCCAUUGGAGUGAUUUAGUCUCGGGCGUUUUGGUACGGGGGAAGGGAUUGAUCUGGUGGUGCUGCGGUGGGGAGCAGAGCGAACGGAAGGGGAGGUGGCGGAGAUGACGUCGGGAACGAGGACGCCGACGUGGAGAGAACGGGAGAACAACAAGCGGCGGGAGCGGCGGCGGCGGGCCAUCGCCGCGAAGAUGUACUCCGGCCUCCGGUUGUACGGCAACUACAAGCUCCCCAAGCACUGCGACAACAACGCCGUCCUCAGGGCCCUCUGCGAGGAGGCCGGAUGGACCGUCGAAGAGGACGGCACCACCUACCGCAAGGGAUGCAAGCCAGCAGAAGGCAGAGAUGUUGUUGGACCCUCGGCUUCGCCAAGCCCUCGUUCAUCAUCCCACCAGCCAAGUCCUUGUAUCUCAUACAACCCAAGCCCGGCCUCGUCGACCUUGGCAAGUCCUGAGUCCUCGACCUUGGUCACAAACACCAAGAAUACAGCUAGCGGCACCGAAGGCAAUUCUCUUGUUCCAUGGUUAAAGAGCCUCUCACCGGCCUCAUCCUCCACCUCUUCCAAAAUACCGAACAUCCACCAUCUAUACAUUCAUGGAGGAUCGAUAAGUGCCCCGGUAACGCCUCCACUGAGCUCCCCCACUGCUCGUUCCCCACGUAUCAAGACUGUUUGGGAUGAUCCAAACUUCCAGCCACCUUGGGCUGGCUCCAACCACAAUUUCUUCCCUUCUUCCAUGCCACCAAGCCCUGGUCGUCAGGUGACUCCUGAUGCUGCAUGGCUUGCUGGCUUACUGCUUCCAUCUGGUGGUCCUUCAUCACCCACCUUCAGCCUUGUAUCACCAAAUCCUUUUGGCUUGUACAAGGAAGCCAGUGGCUCCAGAAUGUGGACUCCAGGGCAGAGCGGGACAUGCUCUCCUGUGCCCGGUGGCCACAGCCAUGGUAAUGUUCAGAUGUCUGAUGUUGGUUCAGAUGAAUUUGCAUUUGGCAGCAGCAGUAACCACAUUCCUACAACAGUUGGGUUGGUGAAGCCAUGGGAGGGGGAGAGGAUUCAUGAGGAAUGUGUAUCGGAUGAGCUGGAGCUCACUCUUGGAAGUUCAAACACCAGAUCUGUUGCCUGAUGGAUAGCUCAAUGAAUCAUCACCACUCUACUUCCUGUUUUUGUUUUUGUUUUAUUAAUCUGAUUGGGGUUCCUAUGUUGGUUCGAGGAGUUAGGUUUUAAUUUCUAGUUUUCAGCCUUAAGCCUCUCUUAAGAAACCAGCACAUUUGAUCUUUCUUUCAAGUUGUGUCUUGGUCAUGUUAUAUAGAGUUUGUGCAGGAAGCAAAAAAAAAGGAAAAAAAGGGCUAAACAUAUAUGUAAUAGAACUGAUUAGUAAAAUGCUCAUCAUUUGUUUCUUCAAAA
Musa acuminata AAA Group (dessert banana) is the source of this 1599-nucleotide messenger RNA. Its product is annotated as protein BZR1 homolog 3. Lineage: Eukaryota; Viridiplantae; Streptophyta; Magnoliopsida; Zingiberales; Musaceae. Gene Ontology annotation, molecular function: DNA-binding transcription factor activity. The transcript has 2 exons. The record is from RefSeq and is a predicted model, not a curated record. Bases 305 to 1318 code for a protein of 337 amino acids. Gene Ontology annotation, biological process: brassinosteroid mediated signaling pathway; DNA-templated transcription.